AAGAGGAGUCGAGGCCCCACACGAUGCCAUCAAGUUUGGAACAUGCGUGAAGAGCAACGCAUUUUUAUUACCACCAACAAUCUAGGGCAACCUGUUAAUAAAAAUGCUAGCAAGCUGACAAACUUUUUGGGGACAAUAGCACGUAAUGGGGAUUAUGCACCCCUUACAUAUUCUAAUUGGAGGGUAGUGCCAAACGAGAAGAAAGAUGAUAUGUACGAACUUGUCAUGUCCAAGUUUCAGUUUGACAAAGAGAUUAAAUCUUGGGUGUUGAUGUCGAUUGGAAAAAAAUGGAGGGAUUGGAAGUGCGAACUGAAGAAAUUCCACUACUCGCCUCAUGAUAAUGAUGAGGCGCGGCUAGCAGACCUUAAUGAGCAUGUCCAAAUGGAUCAGUGGAAGGCCCUCAUUGAGUUUUGGAACUCUGAAGAGGGAAAGAAAAUCGGAGAAAACAACGCAUUAGCCACACUGCAGGCACGAAGAGCUUUGCGCGAAUACGUGAAGAAGAGAUAAUUUUUUAUUAAUCACCUAAUAAUUUGAUGUCAAUCUAUUUCUCAUAUAUAACUUAUUUAAAUAAUGAUAGAGAAACAAGAGGGCCAAUGGGGAGGAUUUGACCCGAGUAGAUAUGUUCUUGUUGACACAUAGACGUAAGAAUGGGAUGCCUGUGGAUGAGGCCUCAGCAAG
Magnolia sinica is the source of this 678-nucleotide messenger RNA. RefSeq lists its product as uncharacterized. The transcript is spliced from 3 exons. NCBI's taxonomy places the organism in Eukaryota, Viridiplantae, Streptophyta, Magnoliopsida, Magnoliales, Magnoliaceae. The record is from RefSeq and is a predicted model, not a curated record. Bases 43 to 507 code for a protein of 154 amino acids.